UUAUGGAACUCGUUCUUAAAGAAUGCAUAGAUCAAAAAGAAAAGUAAAAGGCCCGUCUGGCAUUCACUGUGGUCAAGUACGGGGAUCAAUAUGUUGUUCGGUCGAAUGAGACCUCCAACAUCACAGUUGGUGGAACUUCAUGUUUUUUAUGUCCCGGAAGAAGUGUGGAACUUCAAGCUGAAUACAGUUUCUGCAGCUCUUUCUAAUAAAUUCAUCUCAGCUGGAUUUAUAAGGGUGUCUCCUCACAUCACACUAAGAGUGCUGCGGGAGAAGCUUGGAGAGUACCUGGGUGGAGCUGCAGUUGCAGAUAAAUUUAUAUUUUUAAAAUGCAUUGGGAAAAAACUAGCAGUGGUGAAAGCAAAGCAAGAAGCAGAACUAGAACUGAAGUCAUUUGCUCCUCCUUAUGCACUUUAUCCUGAAUUAUAUUUAUUACCUGGAGUGGAAUACUUUGAAGAUGUUUAUCCAUUAUCAUCAUCACAUCAAGAAAGACAUCACUUUAAUGCAGAAGCUAAUAGGUUUAGUCAUGGAUCAAGAUUAUCCAGUCAUCCCCGGGCAAAAAAUGAGAAAAGUAAACAAUUUUUAGAAAGCAGACAAAGCAGUCAUCUGCUAGAAAAUCAGGAAGUGCACAGUUCUGUGGAAUGGGCUGAGAAACAGUCUGUUCUGGUUUUUCACGCAAAUCAUGAGCAAGGCCAGAACAGCAGAAUUCAAGAAAAACCAGUUCAGUUUAGAGAGAAAGCUCAAAAUGGAUCCAGUGGAGCUCUCUUUGUGCCAAGUAAUUCAAAUACUGCAGAUGGGGAAUCUCAGAAGAACUGUAUGUUAUUACAGAACCCUCAGCAAAACCAUCCUAGACAGGAUCAAAAAGAGCAUAAUGCUCCUGAAUGGAAUGACAAAGCCAAAGGAACUGCUCUUACUCUUCAUGUAAAUCACAGUGAUGAACAAGGCCGGAAUAACCCAACCCCUACAAAUUACAUUAAAUAUCAAAAGGAACUAAACCCCAAAUUGCUAGUCACCAACAUGGAAAAUAACAACCAUCAAGAAGAUACCAAUCUAAGAAGGAAUAGAACACGGGAUUCUGGAAUCCCUAAAAUGUGGGAAGACCAAACCAUAGAACAUCAUAUACAUAGUAACCAAAGCUUGCAACAGUACAGAGUUGUCAGGUCUGUAGCUGAUCGUGGUGAAAAACAGGAUAAUCAGGCAGAUGAGAACAACCAAAAUCAUCUUACAUGUCCAAAAGACUAUCUCUCUCCUCCUAGCCCACCUUUUCUGGCACUUUCUGUGAAUCCAACUCAAGUUCCUGCAAGUCAGGCAGAAAAAAACAAGAUGGCAGAACAACUGCAGCAGAUGAAGAAAGACAGAAGGUGCAUGGAAAGAACUAGAGAAGACCUGAUCAAAAAAGCCAAAGGGCUACUGGAACAAAAUAAGCUGAGGAGAUACCAUGUUCGUGAGGAAUGGAAAAAAAAGUACUUCGAAACAAAGAAAGCUACAAUUUCACUGGAGGACAUUUUAAACAAACUACGACAAGAUUUAGAGUUUUACUACCAGAAAUUACUUCUGCAGCUGGAAGCCAGAGAUACCCGAAAACGACCAAAUAAUACAACAAAUUCCAAGAAUAAUACAGUCAUCCAGAUUAUUACACUACAGCACGAUAUUGAUCAACUGAGGAGGCAGCUGGAUGACACAAAAAUGAAACUCGUAAUAGAAAUUAAGAUGAGAAAACAGGCAGCAUCUGAUUUACGAGCACUGAGAGCAGAGCUGACACAGAAGAAGAUUCAUUCAGCUUUCAUUCUCCAGUCUGGAAAAUCAGGAAUUUAAGGGGAUGACAUAACUUUGCACCUGUAAGCUCUGCUGAAGCUCUGUAGUGUAUGUAGCAGCUCAGAAUUUCAAAGCCAUUUGUUUUUAUAUUCUUAAAGUUCUGUUGUAAAAAGAAAUCAAAUAUGUAAAUGUUGUGAAAUUUGUAUACCAAGAUACUGGGUACUACAACUCCCUUCUUUUUAAAUCUCACUCUUAUUGUAACACUACUCAGCUAUGUAACCAUGCAGUUUAACAUAGUAAGGUGCCUAAAACAAAACCAAAUUAUUUUAAAUGUGCAAAUUAAUGAAUUUUGUAAUAUCAUCUUAUGAGUAUGUUGAUAGUCUUUUGUAAACAAAAUACCUGCUAAGCAAGUAUUCCUAUAAGCAAAAGUCUCCUAUUCUGAUUUUGGGGCAUACAUGCUUAAAUCUUGAAUAAAAUAUAUUUUCUGUAGGAUUACAACAACAGUAAUUUUUAUUUAGCUAUUGAUUGACUAAUAUUUUUCUGUCACUACAAGUAUGCCUAUUUGUAUAUUAUCAAUGUGUUGUGCAGUAUGAACAAAAUCCCAGAUAGUCUUCUUUCUUAUCUAGCAGUUUUUGUUCCUUUUAUAGGAAAGCUGCAUGGAGAAUGGUCAAUUCUAUAACUGGUGGAUGAUGCAAGCUUUCUCUUGGACAACUGUAAUGAUCUUGAUCCAAUUUAAUUACAGCAGUGUGUACUAUUUUCCUUCAAGUUCAUACAUGUACUUUAAGAACAUUACUCUGAAAGACUAAUCAGAAACCUCUUCUUGCUAGUCAUUUUUUCCAGCCGUCCUCUUUGCUUCCUUGCAGUUCAAUGUAAUAUUAUUACAUUAAGCAGAACAAUAACAUGCUAGAAGUUAAUGUCAGCUAAAAAGCUGACAGAGGUUUGUUUAUUACUGCAAGUGAAACAUAAUAGGAAAUCAGUAAUAGGAUAAGAAAGUUACGCAACUCUCAAAAGGAGGAACUUGCCAUGUUUUGAGCCAAGCCACCCUUUUUGCAAUUUAAAGAAAAGAUUUAACAAAAAGCUUUAAGUAUUAAAGUAUUAAAACAACAAGCACAUUUGCGCAAUUCAAGAUUGAAUUCAAAAACAACAGGCAGUUCUUCAUGUUCUUGUUUCUAUGUAUGAAAAAACAGCUUCCGCCAUUUCAGUUCUGCUUCUUGAAGUAGGCAACUAGUUACAGCAACCAGUAUUACUAGUUUAGUUAUGCUGCUGAUGAUAAACUAAAAAGUGUAAGAGCAAUCUUAAAGCAAAGGAUUAGGAAAUUCUGCCAAGUUUAAAUAAAUGAAAUCCACAGUAGUUCCAGUUUUGUGUGAUAUAACUCUGUCACUACAACUUAGAUUGUCCUGUAUGCGUUUAGAAAUGCACAGAAUCCUGCUAGAGCUCCCCGGGGGCUGAAAACUUAGAACUUACGGUUCUACAACAUCAUCCUGUCUCAGUUGUGAGAACAUGACAGGACAAAAACAGACCAAUGCACCUUCAGAAGUUUUCUCUGUCCUCACCUGCACCAGCAUUCUCCAGUGCUGCUGCUACUUUUUAAACAGAAAAGAAAAAAAAAAUCAAUCAAGGUAUGGAUAUAGAAUUUUGACAUGGGCUAUGAGCUAGAAACCACAAAUCGAGGCUGGUUUUUGAUUUAGAGCAGGCAAGUCUACUGGAAAAUCUGACCUCUUCCACCCUACCCUGCAAAAAAUCAACUCAUGAUCUUUGACUGCUACAGGAAGGAGAGUUUUGUAAUAGUCGUCUUGCUUUCAGUCAGCAUUUCGUAGUUGUGUUCUUGUACUUCAGAGAACCUCUUAAUUUUAUCACAAAUAUCUCAUAUUAUUGUAGCAUAGGAACAUAAAUGAUUACCAUAAAAUACUUACUUAAGAAUUUAUAUGUCAAUAAAUUAAU
Rhea pennata is the source of this 3693-nucleotide messenger RNA. RefSeq names its product spermatogenesis associated 1 (gene SPATA1). Bases 91 to 1812 code for a protein of 573 amino acids. The transcript is spliced from 13 exons. Lineage: Eukaryota; Metazoa; Chordata; Aves; Rheiformes; Rheidae. The record is from RefSeq and is a predicted model, not a curated record.